Molecule: messenger RNA, 3099 nt
Organism: Gambusia affinis (western mosquitofish)
Lineage: Eukaryota; Metazoa; Chordata; Actinopteri; Cyprinodontiformes; Poeciliidae
Gene: trmt61a
Product: tRNA methyltransferase 61A
Exons: 4
Coding region: 859-1773 (304 amino acids)
Biological process (GO): tRNA methylation
Cellular component (GO): tRNA (m1A) methyltransferase complex; nucleus
Source: RefSeq, a predicted model, not a curated record
CUAUUGUAAAUAAAUACACACAAAUAUACAAAUAGUGUAUUGAAUGAGAAACAGAAACUAGAAAAAGCCAGUAAACUUCCCAAAACAAUUAUUCACCACUAUUGACAUAAGGACACUUUCUACCUUAAAGGGGCAGUAUUGCAUAUUUGCCAGGCACAUAAUGUCAUUUUACAGCACAAUAAAGUAACUAUUUUACCUUCAAUUGUUAGAAAACUGCUCCAUAUCCUCACUCCACCUUCAGCAUGUCAUCACAACAACAUUAAUUAAGCCUUUAAUGUUCUUACCAGUGUUGCACUGAGAAGUAGUUCCUAUGGUAACCUCAGCAGAUGAACAGCUCCAAAAGGUGUUUGCUAAUUGCUGCUGCCGCUAGUCUGGAGGAGCUGAGUGGGUCAGUCUUAGGAGAAAGGCUGCUAAAUAAGGCAGAGGCUCAGCGUGGAGACCAUAGCUCCCAGGAGGAGCUCUGUGGAAAAGGCGCAUGCACAGGGAGAACGUGCAAACUACGAGCAGAAAGGCUGCGAAGUGAAGCCACUACUUUGUUACUGCAAGGUAACAGCGUGGCCACUGUGCAGCCCAGUGUAUUAUUAUGAUCAUAUUAAUAUAUCAUUGAACAUUUUGACGUCACCGCCGUUCUCGACUGACGACGUCAGAGACGCAUCCGGGGUCUUUCGUUGCCGGGUGAUCAACAUCCGGGCUUUUUCACGUUACUUCCGUUGAAAACAACACCACGUGUGUUGCCCAUGAACGCAAUAGCUGUCACUUUACUACUAAAAGCAGCAUUUAUUUAACGUAUAAAUGCAGACUGGUUGAAGCUAGUUUGAACCAAAAAAGACGAGCUUCGGAGAAGACUGACUGCCAACCAUGAGUUUCAUUGAAUAUUCCGAUUUAAUCCAAGAUGGGGAUGUUGCCAUUGUUCACCUGGGCCACAACUCAGUGACAGCCGUCAAAGUGCAGCACGGCGCUCAGACACAGACUCGCUUCGGAGUCAUUCGCCAUUCCACAGACCUCAUCAGUCAGCGCUACGGCUCUAAAGUAACCUGUAGUAAAGGCGGGUGGGUACAUGUGCUCCACCCCACACCCGAGCUGUGGACCGUCACGCUGCCUCACCGCACCCAGAUUCUCUACACCACAGACAUCGCCAUGGUGACAAUGAUGCUGGAGCUGAAGCCAGGAUCGGUGGUCUGUGAGUCAGGUACCGGUAGUGGAUCCCUCUCCCACGCCAUCCUGCGCACCAUCGCCCCCACUGGCCACUUGCACACAGUGGAGUUCCACCAGCAGCGGGCAGAAAAGGUGGUGGAGGAGUUCAAGGAGCACCGCGUGGAUCACUUGGUGACCGUCAGGAACCAGGACGUGUGCAAGGACGGGUUUGGAGUGACGGGGGUCGCAGACGCAGUCUUCCUGGACAUCCCCAGCCCCUGGGAGGCAGUGGGACACGCCAAGGCUGCUAUGAAGAAGCACGGGGGCCGGCUGUGCUCCUUCUCUCCGUGCAUAGAGCAGGUUCAGAGGACGUGCCAGGCGCUGACGGAGCGGGGCCUUGAGGAGGUCAGGACCCUGGAGGUUCUGCUCAGAGUCCAUAACGUCCGACCCGUCACCCUGCAGCUCCCCGACUUCGGCCCCGACUCCGACUCUUCCUCUUCCUCCUCUCAGGCCGCAGAGGAGGCUCCUCCCUCUGCCGCUGCCAACCCCGCCUCCCUAAAAAUCAGGACCACCACUCCGCCCAGAGAAAUGCCGGGCCACACGGGGUACCUCACCUUCGCCACCAAACCCAGAACCUGAAGCCUGGAAGCCGCCGUUCGCUGCUUGCAUCAAGCUGAAAUUCAGACGAUUUUCUUCUGGAAUAUUCAGGAUGUUUAUUUUUAUGAGUUGUGAUUUUAUAAGGUUAAACUUUUAUACCUACUUUUAGGUUUGCUGAGCAUUUAGAUUUUUGUUUGUUUAUACAGGCAAUAAAUGAGUGAAAAUUGUUGAUUUUGGUUCUACAGCCUGUUGAACUGAACCAUGUAAGGAAGAUUACGUGAAAAACAAUAAAUUAACUGAAAGGGUUUUGUGUCUGUUACACGGCGCUUUACCAACUAUUUCACAUUUUAUCUCAUCUCAACAAUUUUAUUGGGAUUUCACAUCAUAAACUAAUGCAGAGUGUAGUUGGGAAAAGGACCAAGAGAUUCAUUAUUUUUAAAUUUCUUUUGCUAUUAAAUAUCUAAAACAUCUGUCAUGCAUUUGUGUUCCAGAACUUUGGAAUUUUAAAUUCUUCAUAAUCUUGGUUCUCUGGAAGAACAUUGGUACCACACUCACUCCUCCCUCUAAAUCUCCAUAUAACAGUGUAAACAACCACACAAUGUGAAUGUGCCGCUGCUGUAAAGCCUCAUAACAGCCGUUUGCAGUGUUUUAAAGAUCUGAGCUGUUUCAGUCUCUGCCUGUAUCCAACCAGCCAUCAGUCUCCCUCUGAAAGCUGCUAACUGGAUUUGUUUUCUUCCUCCCGUCAACCAGAACUCUUCCUCAGUGCAUGAAUUAGCAUGCUAACCUUAUCUGAAAAGUAAAUAGGAGCACUUGCCAAAAAUAAAGUUCCUGCCUACUGUAAGACUAACGUUGAGCUGCAUUUAUAGUUUUUCAGCUCAAAACAAACUGAAAUCUGCUCAGCUAGUGAAAGGAGCGACUUGUUUAGCUGCUGAAAAGCUUAUUUAUAUCAGGAGUUGCAGACAGACGUUUUAAAACCAAACAUUUAAUUACGUUAGAUAAGUUUUGUCUUUAAUGUCUUAAAUAUUCAGAAACAGAAAAUUCACAUUAUGUUUCACAACUUCUACUUCUGCUUGCUGAUUGGCCAAGAUGAAAUUCAACCAGAGAAAUCCAGCUGAACGGAAGAAAUCCCAGAUGGGGCACUGAAGGGAGACGAGAACUGAGCAGAAUUACAACAACCAGUCUAGUAGUUAUUGUUUAUCAUUUAUUGUGAUAAAUUUCUUAUCAGAAGAUUUUGACUUAUUGUUGUCAUAAUAAGUUCCUAUUAAUGAUGUAUAUACCUCCCUGCAACUGUCCUGAUUGUCGGGAUUGAUAGUUUUACUAUUUUUUCAACUGUUUGUUGAGUAAAAGCGUCAAUAAAUACCAAUAAAA